Molecule: messenger RNA, 2538 nt
Organism: Salmo salar (Atlantic salmon)
Lineage: Eukaryota; Metazoa; Chordata; Actinopteri; Salmoniformes; Salmonidae
Product: WD repeat-containing protein 36-like
Biological process (GO): rRNA processing
Cellular component (GO): small-subunit processome; Pwp2p-containing subcomplex of 90S preribosome
Molecular function (GO): protein binding
Source: RefSeq, a predicted model, not a curated record
AUGCCUGUGGGUAGUAAAAAGGGAAGCGUUAUAUUCUCAGAUUUUAGAGCAUUGGGGCUGUAUUCGAAUCACAUCCCACACGUGGUACGUUACCAUAAGAAACACCGAGAAUUCUACGCUGUGACAGCCGUGGGAAAUUGUUUCCACACCUACAAUGUCAAGAACCUUGGAAUCGUUGCUGUCAGUAAUGCACUUCCAGAGGACAUAUCAUACCUUGCAACUGAUCGCAUGCUGGUCUAUGUUGCAAAUGGGAGAAAAGUAACAGCAUUUGCUAGGAACAAAGAGGUUGUCCACACGUACACUGGCCAUGGAGCUGAUGUUCACCUCCUGCUUCCUUUCGGGGAUCACGUUAUUUCUGUGGACAGGGACAAUGUUGUCGUUGUCUGGGACGUGGAGUCAGAGGAGGAGUACCUGCAGAUAACAUUUGACAAAGUGUCAUUUGAAGUGUCUGCUUUAAUGCACCCAAGCACUUACCUGAACAAGAUCCUGUUUGGGAGUAGCCAAGGAGGUUUCCAGCUCUGGAAUGUCAAGUCCAACAAACUCCUGUAUACCUUCCCAGGAUGGGCAGUAGGAGUCCCAGUGCUUCAUGUAAUAUUUCUGGCGGCUGGUAGUCCUGUCGGACAUAUUGGACUGUGGGAUCUAGAGGAGAAAAAGCUUGUGUGUCAAAUGAGAGAUGCCCACAACACAGCUAUUGCUGGACUAACAUUCCUCCAUGGCGAGCCUCUUCUCAUCACCAAUGGGGCUGAUAACAGCAUUCAGGUGUGGAUCUUCGACACGGCGGGCGGAGGAGGCCGUCUACUCAGGAGUUGUCUGGCACAUUGCGCCCCGCCCACUAAGGUCCAGCACCAUGGCCUGAACGGGCAUCACAUUCUCAGUGCUGGUCGAGAUGGUACUCUGCAGUCAUUCUCCACUGUUCAUGAGAGAUUCAACAGUUUAGGACAUGGUUCCAGCAACAAGAAGAAAUCCAAAAAGAAAAGCUUGAGGUAUGACGAACUGAAGCUUCCCGCCAUCACCAUUUUCGCCUCAGAGAUUGCCCGUCAGAGUGAUUGGGACAGUAUAGUAGCAUGUCACAGAGGGUACCUCAUGACGAACACCUGGAACUAUCAGAAGGGCAGCAUGGGAGCACACAGGCUGGAACCCCAACGCUUCAAUAAGAACCGUGCUCUCAACGUCCACGCUACGGCAGUAGGUAUCACAUCAUGUGGUAACUUUGUAGUGGUAGGACUCUCAUCUGGACACAUUGACGUUUACAACAUGCAGUCCAGCAUGCAUAGAGGUCAAUAUGGAGAGGACAAGGCUCACAAGGGGCCGGUGCGUGGCGUUUCCGUGGAUGGACUUAAUCAGCUGAUCAUCAGUGCCGGAGCUGACAAACUGGUCAAGAUCUGGAAGUUCAAACCUAGGAAGCUGGUCCACUCCAUUUACCUUGGCACCUCGCCUGCCUCCACACACCUGCACCGGGACAGUGGUAUGCUGGCCAUCGCUCUGGAUGACUUCACGCUGAAUGUUCUGGAUGUGGAGACCAAGAGGAUUGUCCGCAAGUUCUCUGGUCAUCGAGGACAGGUCAAUGACAUGUCUUUCAGCCCAGACGGGCGCUGGUUGAUAACGGCAGCCAUGGACUGUACCAUCAGGACAUGGGACCUCCCCUCCGGCUGCCUGGUGGACUGCUUCUUGGUAGACUCUGCUGCGGUCAGUCUCACCAUGUCACCAACUGGGGACUUUCUGGCCUCCUCCCAUGUUGACAGCUUGGGGAUAUACUUAUGGUCCAACAACACACUGUGCAGUAUGGUAUCACUGGGCCCUCUGCCUUCAGACUACGAGCCCACUGUGAUCAUGCUGCCAGGAAUCUGUCCCAACCAAGAUGAAGAGGGAGAGGAAGAGGGUGAUCUCAACUCUGAGGUGAUAGACUAUGAGUCUCCAGAGCAACUGGACCAGCAGCUGGUCACUCUCUCUCUGCUGCCUGACUCUCGCUGGAAGAACCUGCUCCACCUCGACAUCAUCAAGAAAAGGAACAAACCCAAGGAGCCCCCCAAGGUUCCGAAGGCUGCUCCCUUCUUCAUGCACACCAUUCCAGGAUUGAUACCACAGUUUGAUCUCAUCUCGGUACCUAAUGGCAGUCAGUCAAAUAUUCUGAAUUUUGGAGUCCUGGCACAGAAGUCUGCUUUCUACCAACAGCUAGAAUCUGCCACACUAUGCAACAAAUAUGAUGGCCUUGUGGGGAUGCUGAAAGAGAUGGGUCCGUCUGGUAUUGAUGCUGAGCUUCGAGGUCUGGCCCCUGAUAUGGGUGGAGAUGUCUCCGUCUUACAAGACUUUCUGAAGAUGGUGGCCAGCAUGCUGAACUCCAAGAGGGACUUUGAUCUGGCACAGGCCUACCUGGCACUCUUCCUAAAGCUGCAUCUCAGACUGAUCACCCAGGAACCAGAGUUUAUGGAGGAGGCAUCUAGAGUAUCUGAGAAACUGGAGGAGAUGUGGACAUCCAUGCAGACACUUUUCAAUCAGAGUCUGUGUUUGCUGUCAUACACCAAGAGUGCACUGCUUUGA